This is a messenger RNA of Chelonia mydas (Green sea turtle), 2948 nucleotides long. RefSeq names its product 2'-5'-oligoadenylate synthase 1-like. Bases 72 to 1127 code for a protein of 351 amino acids. Gene Ontology annotation, molecular function: double-stranded RNA binding; 2'-5'-oligoadenylate synthetase activity. Gene Ontology annotation, cellular component: membrane; cytosol; nucleoplasm. Lineage: Eukaryota; Metazoa; Chordata; Testudines; Cheloniidae. The transcript has 5 exons. The record is from RefSeq and is a predicted model, not a curated record. Gene Ontology annotation, biological process: negative regulation of viral genome replication; regulation of ribonuclease activity; defense response to virus.
UGGGCUGUGCCCAGGAUGCUUAAAAGCAGCAGCAGCAGAGGAAGGCAGGGACAGGGAGCAAAGCAGCAGAGAUGGAGCUGUACCGGGUGCCCGCCGGCUCGCUGGAUGCCUGGAUCGCAGAACAUCUCCAGCCCAGCGAGGAAUUCCGGCUGCAGGUGAAAGACACUGUCCGGAGGAUCUGUGAUUUUCUGAAGGAGACGUGCUUUGACGACAUCAAGGUGUUCAAGACGGUGAAGGGCGGCUCCGCGGGGAAGGGGACAGCCCUGAAGAACAAUUCGGAUGCAGAUCUGGUCCUUUUCCUCAGCUGCUUCUGCAGCUACCGGGACCAGCUGGAGAACCGUGCGGCUGUGCUCGACACCAUCAGGCAGAAGCUGAACCGGUGCCGACAGACCAUCGCCUUCAGCAUUGAUGUGGAGGUCUCCCAGCCGAAGGAGAAGGGCACCUGCCCGCGCUCGCUCUCCAUCAUCAUCCAGUCGAGGAGGAGGCGGGAAUCCAUCGAGGUGGAUGUGCUCCCGGCCUAUGAUGCCUUAGGGCAGGUGAUUCCUGGCAGCAAACCUUCCCCCCAGGUCUACGAGGAUCUCAUUCGGACCAGAGCUAAGCCCGGUGAGUUCUGCACCUCCUUCACCGAGCUCCAGAGGGACUUCGUGAAGCGUCGCCCAGCCAAGCUCAAGAACCUGCUGCGGCUGGUCAAGCACUGGUACAAAGAGCUUUCCAAGACGACGUCAGGCUUGCCCACCAAGUACGCCCUGGAGCUGCUGACCAUCUAUGCCUGGGAGAGUGGCACCAAGGGGGCGGAGAACUUCAGCACGGCCGAGGGGUUCCGCACAGUGAUGGAGCUGCUGUGCCGGUACCAAGAGCUCUGCGUCUACUGGACCGAGUUCUACGAUUUCCAGUCCUCCGUGAUAGGGCCCCAUGUCAAACGGCUGCUGCGGGAGCCGUGCCCCGUGAUCCUGGAUCCAGCCGACCCGACGGGAACCUUGGGGCAGGGAAAGAGCUGGGACCUGCUGGCGAGAGAAGCCGCCAUCUGCCGGGACCAGCUGUGCUGUAGGAACAGCCUCGGCCCCAUCCGCUGCUGGGAUGUGCAGGUACCGAAGUCUCUCGGGGUCCCUUCCCACCCCCGCCUGUGAUGAGCUCGUCACUGAGCCUCCGGAGCAUGGAGUAGCCGGGUAGCUCCCCUCAUGGCCCCCGCGCCUGUCCCACUCCCCACAGCUGCCCCUGCUGGCAGAGGCUGGGGUUGGCCUAACUGGGAGCUCCCCAAAACAGCCAGUGCUCCCCUCCGCUCCCCACAGCGCCCCCUGCUGGGAGAGGCUGGGCCUGGGGUAGCCAGGACCUCCCCCCACAGCCAGCACUCCUGACCCCUCCCCACAGCACCCCCUGCUGGGAGAGGCUGGGGCUGGCGUAGCUGGGAGAUCCCCCUCCCCCCACAGCCAGCGCUUCUGCCCAGCUCCCUGCUACAGAAUCUGAUGAGCCCAGAGCUGCGGGAAACGAUCGUGUUGAGAUUCCACUCCCCAGCAGAGGUUCUUCUGCCGCGUGUCAUUAGACGUUCUCCGCUGCCCCACCUGGGCUGUCCGACCCCCACCCAUCCCCGUCUCCUUGUCUCUCUUCCAGCCAGCCAACCCAUGCAGGUGACGGUGAAGCAGCUCUCAGGGGUCAGCCUGGACCUGGGGCUGAGCCCCUACACGACCAUCUGGGAGAUUAAGGAGGAGCUCGAGCGUGCCUGGGACAUCUCUCCCUACACACAGCGCCUGGCCCUGCAGGAGCCUGGCCUGGGAAACCAGCUGCUGCUGGACGAUCAGACCCUGGCAUCACACGGCAUCUUCUACGACACCACGGUUCUGAUGCUCACGACCGAACCCCAGUGGAUGGAGAUCUUCGUGAAGGACCAUAACAGCAGAACCCUGCCCUAUGGCGUCCGUGCCAGUGACACCGUCCUGGGCCUGAAGAAGAAGAUCGAGGAUCGCACGGGUGUCUCCGCCAGCCAACAGCGCCUGACGUUCAACAGCAAAGAGCUGCAGGACGACUGCACGCUCGCCCAUUACAGGAUCCGGAGCAAGAGCACCGUCUACCUGCUUCUGCGCCUCAGGGGUGGGUAAGAUGCUCACUGGGUCACCGGGACCUGCACCUCCAUGGGCAGGCGUCUGCUGUGCCCCCGGCCAAGAGAGCAGCACAGCGGGCUAUGUUUCCCAAGAGCCUUUGCAUGAUAAUUCAGGGCUUUGCUAAUGUGCCCCUGUCACCUUAGCAGUGAAAUAUAAUAGCUCACUGAAAGGUGACACGGGGCCAGAAUUGUUACUCUGAAACCUGAAUUAACUCACAGUCUGACCUGACCCAUGGCCGAACUGUAAAGACUUGUUAGGAAGAUAUGUGAAUGAACAGAGCUUUGAAAUGCAAGCCUGCCUUGCUAGAAGGGUAGCUGUUUGCUCAGGUCUUGUCAUGGAACCAAACAAGUCUUGUCUAUUGCUGUAGCUUUGAUUCAAAGACCCAAAAAGGGAUUUUAACAUUUAUGAUGACACUUGAGUGAAAUAGUAUUAUUGUCUGUAUGUCUCUUUGAAGGUUGUGAUAAACUGUAUAUGAACCGUUUAAUGGAUAAAUUACACUAUGCUAAUUGCCAGGAUGGUUGGGAGACAGAAGAUUAAGCUUAUUCUCUCAGGCCAAGAGGCUGGUGGAAAAUAUAUAAAAACGCUGGGACACCAUCCUGUUUUAACUCAGAUCUGCUUUGGGUUUCAAGAAGGGGAUACCCUGAGCCAUAAGGAUUGGGAUCCCCAGUCACUGACUGGAGUCACCCCAAAUAUGGACAUUGGACUAUAACCUAAAAGGAAUUUGGACACUACAAACUCAUCUCUGAUAUGUAUCUGAACCUCAAGAAUUGAAUUCAAGUCUGUAUGCAUAUUGAUCUUUUAACCAACACACUCUCUCUUUUCUUUUUAAAUAAAGUUUAGUUUAGUUAACAA